Leptidea sinapis is the source of this 1822-nucleotide messenger RNA. It is a transcript of the gene L2HGDH, whose product is annotated as L-2-hydroxyglutarate dehydrogenase, mitochondrial. The record is from RefSeq and is a predicted model, not a curated record. Lineage: Eukaryota; Metazoa; Arthropoda; Insecta; Lepidoptera; Pieridae. Gene Ontology annotation, molecular function: (S)-2-hydroxyglutarate dehydrogenase activity; (S)-2-hydroxy-acid oxidase activity. The coding region runs from base 270 to 1580 and encodes 436 amino acids. The transcript is spliced from 4 exons.
UUUAUUACCGUUUCUAAUAAGUUUUUCUUGCUGACUGUACUUCCUAGAACUGUCAUUCGAGUGCAUUGGUUUAUUCUCUUUGAUACUAUUUACCGGUUUGUUCUACUAUGCACAGGUCACAGGUAGUAGGUACUAUAUAAAUAGAUUUAGCUGAUAAAAGAGUUAAGACGUAAAACUUAAAAGUAUUGUAAAUAGCAGGAUUGAUAAGACUUAUUCGUCCAAAAGCGCACAUUUAUAUCGUAUUUUCGUAAAACAUACCGAAAUAUACCAUGAUAACGCUACGAAUAUUGUGUAAAUCAAACAACAAAAACCUGAUAUGUAAAAGGUUUAAUUGCUCUAGUCACCAGAAUUAUGAUAUUGUAGUGAUUGGUGGUGGAAUUGUGGGUGCAGCUUCCGCAAGGGAGCUUAUUAUAAGACAUCCCACUAUGAAAGUAGCCCUCAUAGAGAAAGAAAAAAGGUUUGCUUUUCAUCAAAGUGGUAAUAACAGUGGAGUGAUUCAUGCUGGAAUUUAUUAUAAACCAGGAUCUCUAAAGGCAAAAUUGUGUGUGGAGGGACUGAAUCUUUCUUAUAAAUAUUUUGAUGAAAAGAAUAUUAAAUAUUUGAAAUGUGGAAAGUUGAUAGUAGCUACUGACAGGUCAGAGGUACCACGUCUGCUAGAUUUAUAUGACCGUGGUAUAAAAAAUGGUGUAAAAGACAUAACAUUAUUGGAUGCAAAAGAAAUCCGUGAACAAGAACCUAAUUGUAAAGGCAUACAAGCUUUAUGGUCUCCACAUACAGGAAUUGUUGAUUGGGGUGAGGUGACCCAAUCAUAUGUUCGAGACUUUGAAGAAUAUGGAGGAAAGACUUAUUUGAACUUUGAGGUAAAACAAUUCACUGAAGGCCAUAAUCCUGAUUUUCCUGUAAUUAUAACAGAUAAUAAGGAAAAUACAGUGCAGGCUAAGUAUGUGCUAACAUGUUGUGGUUUACAAUCUGAUACUGUUGCUGUUUUAACAGGCUGCCCAGAAGAGCCCAAGAUUAUUCCGUUCAGGGGGGAAUAUUUAUUUUUAUCACCAAAAAAGAGUAAUCUAGCUAAAGCAAACAUAUAUCCAGUACCAGAUCCUCGGUUUCCAUUUCUAGGAGUGCAUUUAACUCCAAGAAUAGAUGGAAGGGUUAUUGUGGGACCAAAUGCAAUUUUAGCAUUUUGCAAAGAAGGCUAUAGGUGGAGUGAUGUAAAUAUGCAUGAAUUAAAGGAAGUAUUAUCAUUUUCUGGAUUUCGUAAGAUGGCAUUUAAGUAUACUGGAUUUGGAUUAAAAGAAAUGGCUAGGUCCAUAUUUAUACCUUUACAAGUUAAACAAAUUCAAAGAUACAUUCAAAAUAUCACAAGCAGUGAUGUAGAGAGAGGACCUGCAGGAGUAAGAGCGCAGGCUAUGGCUAAAGAUGGGACUCUAAUAGAGGACUUUGUGUUUGAUUCCAAGCCUGGGUCCGGUGCAAUUGGUAGCCGUGUACUGCACUGUAGAAAUGCACCAUCGCCAGGCGCAACAUCAUCCCUUGCAAUUGCAAAAAUGAUUGCUGAUAAAAUGAAAGUCACAUUUAACUUAUAAUCACGACACAAUUUUAAUACUUUCUCAAAUAAUAUUCUCCACUGUUCUAUUAUGUUAAUAUUAAUAAAAAUGUGAUAAUUUGUAAAUAAUAUAUAAUAGCCUAUUUAAAAUAAGGAUUAUUUAUAUUUUUUGUAAGUUAUCUUUAUUACUCAGUAUAUUUUUUAUAAUUAACUAUUGUUUAUUGUUAUAAUUACUGUAUUGUAUUUUUAUAAUCAUUAAUUAAAAAAAUUAUAUCUGUUUAA